AAGAAGAGAUUGCUUAUUAGUCUUUGGUGGGGUUGACUUUGAAUGAAGGAACACACCAUAGGAAAGAAAAAGAAAAACGAACACCUCCAGAGGCCAAAAAGAGCAACAGAGUCGAUCUGCCUGCCUCUGUGCCUGCUGUUUUUUGCCCCUUUCCUUUCUUCUCCUUCAUCCCUCCCUGGCCUUCCGUACCCUUCCCCAACAAAAUUUCCUGUCUCAACCAAACCAACUUCUGCACAAAAUAGUACUACCCACCAACUGCUACCAAAACUUAACACAAUCCCCAUAUACAAGAAAGAAAGGGGGAAAAAUACAAGGGGGAAAAAGAAAAAAGACACCCAGAUUCGAUCAAGUUCUUCUUAACACAACCCUGCCCAAGUUCUUCUUCUCCUCCUUCUGCUGUGUCUCUUAGCUUACCACUCAGAUUCGAUCAAAGUAAGGAUCUUUCUCUCUUUCUCUCUGUCUGUUGCUAAUUGAGCCAUCACUUUCUUUAACUAGCUCUCACUUUCAUUCUCUCUCUCUCUCUCUAUCCAUCUCUCUCUCUCUAGACCUGUCUCUGUUGCUUUCCCUUAUCGUUUCUCUGAUAUCAUCAAAUCGAUCUUGCCUUCAAAGUUCAAGCCAUUCUUUUUUUAUUUCCUUGUUGCUAGUUAGGUUUGUUUGUAUAGCUCUUACUUCCUUGCUGGAUCACUUUUGACUUUUUUCGUAUCUCUUCUGGUUUGUUUGAAUGUGUAUGGAAGUUCCCACCUUUGGAAUUGUGGAUUCGCUGCUUUGCUUGUGUUGAUCAGAUAUGGAUUCUUGCUUCUACUUGGCUUUUUGUCAAUAGGUUGAUCUGAAUCUGGGGAAAGGAUCGAGUCUUUGUUUAGUUUACAUAUGCUGAUGGGCAACUAGAAGUGAGCUCGUGGGUUUUAAUGAGUUUGGUUCCCAUCUUGAUAUUUGUUUCUCUUGGUAGAUUUAUCUCUCUUGUUGUAUCUCAUUUGGGUUAAGAUUGAACUGCAUAAUCUGUUAUUGUUCUUAUUCUGUUUGGAAAGAUAAUUUCAGUUUCCUCAAGAGUUUGAUUUCUUGAUUUUUGGCAGUUGCUAAGUAUGGAGAAACCCUCAAAUAUGUCGUUUCGAAAUGCGGCAUAGAGUUCCUUGGAGAGAUGGGGUGUGUUCUUGGGAGAGAGGUUUCAUCUAGCGUAGUGUCAGAGUCCAAAGAGGCUGCUGCUAAGAACAACUUGAGUGCUCAAUCUAGCAGAAACUUGGAAGAAAAUAGUAAUGUCUCGGUGGCAAAGACCGAAAGUAAUGUCACCAUUGAGACAUCUCAAAAUGAGGAGAGCCAGAAGGAGGAUAAUAAAGUUGGUGGUGGCGAUAAUAAGAAGCCCAAAGGGGAGAGCAGGAGGAGGUCAAAACCGAAUCCUAGGUUGAGUAACCCGCCUAAGCAUUUGCACGGCGAGCAGGUGGCUGCUGGUUGGCCGCCUUGGUUGUCAGCAGUGUGUGGAGAGGCGCUCAAUGGUUGGAUACCGCGGCGUGCUGAUACUUUUGAGAAGAUCGAUAAGAUUGGUUCAGGAACAUAUAGCAAUGUGUAUAAAGCUAGAGACCUAUUGACUGGGAAAGUCGUCGCCCUAAAAAAGGUUCGUUUUGAUAAUUUGGAACCCGAGAGCGUGAAAUUCAUGGCUCGUGAGAUUCUGAUUCUUCGAAGGCUGGAUCACACGAACGUGGUGAAAUUGGAAGGUUUGGUUACUUCGAGAAUGUCAUGUAGUCUCUACCUGGUCUUUGAGUAUAUGGAUCAUGAUUUAGCUGGACUAGCAGCAAGCCCGGAUGUGAAGUUCACUGAACCACAGGUUAAAUGCUACAUGCACCAACUAUUAUCUGGGCUUGAGCACUGUCAUAAACGUGGGGUGCUUCAUCGGGAUAUCAAAGGAUCAAAUCUUUUGAUAGAUAAUGAAGGAGUGCUUCGGAUUGCUGAUUUUGGAUUGGCGAGCUUCUUUGAUCCCAACCGUAAGCAUCCUAUGACAAGCAGAGUGGUCACACUAUGGUAUCGGCCUCCUGAGCUUCUCCUUGGGGCUACUGAUUAUGGUGUGGGUGUCGACCUCUGGAGUGCAGGUUGUAUAUUAGCUGAGCUUUUGGCUGGAAAACCCAUUAUGCCGGGUCGUACUGAGGUAGAGCAGCUACAUAAGAUAUACAAGCUGUGUGGCUCGCCUUCAGAUGAAUACUGGAAAAAAUCAAAGCUGCCAAAUGCAACCUUAUUUAAACCCCGCGAGCCUUACAGAAGAUCUAUACGUGAGACGUUUAAAGAUUUCCCACCGUCUUCUUUCCCCCUUAUUGAAACCCUCCUCGCCAUAGACCCAGCAGAACGCCAGACAGCCACAGCUGCCUUAAAAAGUGAAUUCUUUAUGACCGAACCUUAUGCUUGCGAACCUUCCAGUCUCCCCAAGUAUCCCCCGAGUAAGGAGAUUGAUGCAAAGCGACGUGAUGAUGAAGCUCGAAGAUUACGAGCUGCUGCUAAGGCCCAAGGUGACUCCACAAGGAAGCCACGGAUUCGUGAUAGGGCUGCCAGGGGAGGAGUGCCUGCUCCAGAAGCCAAUGCCGAACUUCAAUCCAAUAUUGACAGGAGGCGUCUAAUAACUCAUGCGAAUGCAAAGAGCAAGAGCGAGAAGUUCCCUCCCCCUCACCAGGAUGGUGCGGUCGGCUAUCCUUUGGGAGCAUCCCAUCACAUCGACCCAUCGGUUGUCCCUCCCGACAUCCCCUUCAGCACCACAACAUUCAAUUACUCAAAGGAACCAGUUCAAACCUGGUCAGGACCAUUGGGAGAGCCCACUGGCACAGGCAGUCAUAGGCAUAAGAAGCAUGGGGAUGGACGAGAAUUUUCAAAGUUCGGAACAAGUCACCGGAGAGACAUGAAUGGAGAUACUAGGUCAAAAGCAAAGAGGAGCGUGGUUUGAAUAUCAAGCUAAUUGAAUGGUGCAUAGGCGUGCAUAGGCAAUUUGAUCGGCGUACAUGGAAUGGAAGAGUCCCUUUUUGUUAGCUUUGGCUUUCUUCACAGUUACUUGCAAGGCAAGCAAAAAUUGGGGUUGGUUGAAAGUUUAUUAUUCUGGAAAAGUCAAAUUAGUAUACUUGUUUUCUUCUUUUUGCAAAUUCUAAGGGGGUGGGGUUCUUUUUUAGGGUUACUUGCCUACUACUUGAGAUUGUGUUUGCAAAUUGGGGUUGUUUUUUUUUUUUUGCUUUUUUUUUUUAAUGUGUUUGAGAUUAUGAGAAACUUCCAUUAUUGUGUAUAAUUUGAUAAUUUUUUCUAGGGUCAUAAUUCUCUGAUUUGGUACCAAAUUUAUAUGUUGAGAUUAGUAAAAAGAUAUCAAUAAAUUACAAGUACUCCCUUUUGUAUCCUUAGCUCAUGAUUGUAUUUGCUAAUUGCUCCAUUUCACUUUAUCAUUAGUUAGUCACCGCACUUUUCCUCUCACUUAAUCAGCUCGAGCCCUGGAUCCAGCUUGUAUCAAGAUUUGCAUAAAGUUGGCUCAAAAUCGACUGAUAAUUAGUAUAUAUAUAGUCAUCUUCGAAGCACUAAUUUUUUUGGACGUGUGUUUUGCACAUGCACUAAUAAUCGUGAUUCACGUUAAAUCGAUUUCAUUGGUUAUUUGCGAUCUCACGUCAAAUCGAUUUCAUUUGUUAUUUGUGAUAUAAGGGACAAGAAAGCAUAUAAAUUUUCACAAAAAAUCAUUAAAGAUUUAUAUUAAUUUGGAGAGUUUAGGAGUUUUGUGAUUAGGGAUAGGGUUUACAAUAUAUAAUUUAGGGUUAGAGUUUAGAAUUGAAGGCCUAGUGCUUAGCAUAAUACAUUAAUUAGUUGUGGUCUUGUGUUAUACAGUCAUAGACUAACAAUUUCAAUUAAAAUUCAAAAUUUGAUGUCCUAGAGCUAAUUUUAGUAUUGCGUGCAUAAUAAACAAUCAUUUUUACAAGUGUGCCGCAGAAGUCAUCAUAUAUAUUACACUAUUGUUUAAUAGUAUCCGACACGAUUAGUGUGGAUGGUAACGGGUCGGAGCUAGGCUGGAUAAUGCAAAUCCAUUACCCUACAAAAAAGAGUUUUGAGUUUUACCCAUAUGCAUCAAGAAUCGAGUAGAAUUUUAAAACCUUACUCAUACUCAAUUGAGUUCGCGUAAUAAUAAUUUUCGUUAUAACUUCAACCAACAUGUUAAGGAUUACACAUAUAUCAUUGGAAAAUUAAAAUAAUAAAUUAAUAAAAUGAGGAAAAUGAGUUAAAAAUAAUAUAAUUUCAUGAAAAUAUUAGGGUAAUGACUAUUUAUUAGCCAAAUCUUUUUCAGAUUCUUUUUUAUUAGCCAUACCUAUCGAAAUACUAAGAAUUAGCCAAAUGUUAACUUUCAGUUAACAAUUUUGUUAGUAAUAUUGAUUUGGCAACAUGAUACUAACUUAGAAGAGACACAUGAAGGUCAACAUUCCAAAAUUUUAGUAUUUUAACUAAGAAAAGAGUUACAAAAUUAGCGACAAUAACGUUAAAAUGUCUAA
Messenger RNA from Linum trigynum, 4487 nucleotides. The record is from the annotation of a GenBank genome assembly. NCBI's taxonomy places the organism in Eukaryota, Viridiplantae, Streptophyta, Magnoliopsida, Malpighiales, Linaceae.